AAUUUGUUUUCUCUGCUAUUUUACUUUAGAUCAGCAAAAUGGGUGUUGGUCGUCGCAUGAAAAAACAAGGGCCUCCUCCUCCAUUGGAUGAGGCUACCAUUUCAUUAAUCAAAAAAAGAAAGGCUGCUGAAGCUGGAGCAAAAGCAGAUGGCGGGAAAAAACGACGAAAGGCAGUAGCAGAAUCCGAACCAGAGCCUGAGCCUGAGACCCAGAAGGUCAAGACUAAGGGAGACAAGACGAAAUCUAAUGGUGUCACGGUCAAUGGCAAAAAUGGCAAAGAACAGAAAUCAGCCGUUGUCGCAACGCCCAAGAAAACUCCUACAAAGGCUGAGAAAAGCAAGAAGUCAGCAAAGAAGGUUUCUGAGCCCGAACCGGCGUCUGAAGAUGACGAUGACGACGAAAGCUGGGGCAGCGGCAGUGCUCCUGAUCUCGACGAAUUAAUGCAGGACGAAUUCGGCGACUUGGACGACGUGAGUGAUACAUCUGGAGGAAGCGAUGUCGCGGAUGGGAAAUUCGACGAAGGGUCGGUAUUCGACUCGGAAGAGGAAGAUCACCCUCGAGAAAAGAUGUUUUCAGAUGACGAAGAUGAAUCAGAUGCUGAAGAAAAGCUCACGGCAGCGAAUAUUGAGGGUUUAUCCCGAAAACUCGACGAACAACGCCAAAUGGAGGAAGAAGAGGCUAGGCAGGAAAUGCAAGACUCGGCACUGCAGACAAAUAUCGCUGGCGAACGUCCCGAUAUCUUUGGCGAUGCGGAUACGGCAGCGAAAGCAGGUAUUGCGCCGAAUAUGCAACUUCUUCGAACUCGCAUUACAGAUACCCUAAGAGUGUUGGGUGAUUUGGCAACCCUUGGACAACCUGGCCAGUCCCGCGCAGACUAUAUGCAGCUUCUGCUAGACGAUAUCUGCACAUAUUAUGGUUAUACGCCAUAUCUGGCCGAAAAGCUCAUGUCACUUUUCACUCCUAUGGAAGCGUUUGCCUUCUUCGAGGCCAACGAAAUUCCUCGUCCGGUGGUCAUUCGUACCAAUACUCUGCGCACCAACCGUCGUACACUUGCACAAGCCCUGAUCAAUCGAGGUGUGGUCUUGCAACCAGUCGGCAAAUGGUCUAAAGUCGGGUUACAAGUCUUUGAGUCUGCCGUUCCUCUUGGUGCUACCCCCGAAUAUCUUGCAGGACACUACAUUCUCCAAGCUGCGUCAUCUUUCCUUCCCGUUAUGGCUCUCGCUCCACAAGAAAAUGAGCGAGUACUAGAUAUGGCUUCCGCUCCCGGUGGUAAGACGACAUAUAUCUCAGCUUUGAUGCGCAACACCGGUAUUGUCGUGGCCAACGAUGCCAGCAAAGCCCGUACUAAGGGUUUGAUUGGUAACAUCCAUCGUCUUGGUUGCAAGAAUACUAUCGUCUGCAACUAUAAUGCUCAAGAGGCUUUCCCAAAGAUUCUCGGUGGCUUUGACCGAGUCCUGCUUGACGCUCCAUGUACCGGUACCGGCGUUAUAUCGAAGGAUCCUAGUGUGAAGACGAACAAGACAGAACGCGAUUUCCUGGCUAUUCCCCAUCUGCAACGACAACUUCUGCUUGCUGCCAUCGACUCGACGGACCAUCACUCCAAGACGGGCGGUUACAUUGUGUAUUCGACAUGUAGUGUCACUGUUGAAGAGAAUGAACAGGUUGUUCAGUAUGUCCUACGCAAACGCCCGAAUGUCAAGAUCGUGGACACCGGUCUUGGAAGCUUCGGUUCAGAGGGCUUCACAAGCUACAUGGGUAAGAAGUUCGACGAGAAAAUGACUUUGACUAGACGCUAUUUCCCACACAGGGAGAACGUCGACGGUUUCUUCGUCUGUAAACUGAAGAAGACUGGUCCCAGUCCCGGUGCCAGCAAAAAGAAUGGCGUUGUCGCUGAUGAAACUGGAGACACGAAAUCCAACAAAUCGGCAUCAGAGGCGGGUGAUAACGAUGCUGAGAUCAUUGAUAAAACACCUAUCAUGGAUGAGAACGGCAACGCUAUCGGAGAAGAUGCCUUUGGUCCUUUCGAGGAGGAAGAGGAUGCGGAAAUCAUUGCCCGUGCUGAACGUAACCGGCUCAGGAGGAAGGGUAUCAACCCAAAGGCCGUCUUGGAGAAGGCAAGGAAAGAUGGAAACAAAGCAAAGAAACAGGACUCCACUUCUGAUUCUGCAUCAGAAAAGGAGCCAUCUAUAGAAGAGCAGGGUACAGAAAAGAAGAAGGGUUCCAAGAAGGAAAAAAAGUCUACUGAAGCCCAGGAAGAGAAAUCAGCCGUAGAUGCUACUGCUGCUGCUGCUGCUGCUUCUUCUUCACCUUCAUCAACGAAAUCGAAGAAGACCAAAAAGUCAAAGAAGUAG
Molecule: messenger RNA, 2351 nt
Organism: Talaromyces stipitatus ATCC 10500
Lineage: Eukaryota; Fungi; Ascomycota; Eurotiomycetes; Eurotiales; Trichocomaceae
Product: S-adenosylmethionine-dependent methyltransferase superfamily domain-containing protein
Exons: 1
Coding region: 39-2351 (770 amino acids)
Biological process (GO): rRNA base methylation; maturation of LSU-rRNA
Cellular component (GO): nucleolus
Molecular function (GO): rRNA (cytosine-C5-)-methyltransferase activity; RNA binding
Source: RefSeq, a predicted model, not a curated record